This is a messenger RNA of Mesitornis unicolor (brown roatelo), 2544 nucleotides long. RefSeq names its product chromosome unknown open reading frame, human C11orf63 (gene JHY). Lineage: Eukaryota; Metazoa; Chordata; Aves; Mesitornithiformes; Mesitornithidae. The transcript has 10 exons. Gene Ontology annotation, biological process: axoneme assembly. The annotation marks the transcript as partial. The record is from RefSeq and is a predicted model, not a curated record.
AUGAGAUCUUCAGAGAUGAAGUAUAUUUUAGUUUCUUCUCCACAGACUUGCAACAUGAAUAAAAAAGAUUUUCCCCAAAGAAUAUUCAUGCAACCGGAUUUCCAUCCUGCGAACUGGAAAAGGCCACCUGUAAGUGAAGAGGGCUUUCCCUCCAGCCUGCAUGACUCCCAAGAGUCUGAUUCCAAAAGCCUUGUUCGGGAGAGAGAGCAUCAGCUACAACUGCAGCAGCGGAUCUCUGAAAAUGAAGAGCUGGUAGAACUGUACUCUGAUGACAGCUUAGAAGAAGAUAGCUUGGAGGAGAUGAGUUUAAAAGGACAAGAAGAAGCUGAGUAUGACACAAAUCGACAUACAAAUGGAAUACAACAGAAUGAUGGUAAUGGAAGGAAACAACAGUCUGUGGACAAAUAUUUCGGCCUAAGAUACAAUCCUAACUGGAGGAACACAGAAGAGGUCACAGAAUUUUUUGAGGCAGAAAAAUCAUGUCAAGUUGCUGGAGGAAGCAGUGUGAACUUCUCACAAGAUUCGUUUUACCUCCAUCUCAGUGGCCCCCCAGGAGAAAAGAAUCACCAGGAGGCAAAGUCACAAGGUUCAUCCUCAGACUUUGGUGCAGAAUUAAUAAGCUUUCAUGAACCAAAUGCCGUGGUCAGUAAUGAACCUUCUAGGCUACAUACCAAAAGGAAGGAAUCUGCAGAUGCCCGUCAUUUCAAAGAUAGCCCCAAUACACAGGGCCGUGCUUUUUCUCGUCAGAUUCAAGAAGAUCGACCACAAAGAGCAAAAACAGACUUUGUGAAAAAAAAUAAACGGACCUUAGGAUUACAUUCAGAGAAGAUAAAUUCCUAUCUUGAAUUACACAGUAAAAAGCAAGAAGUUCUUCAAGAGCAGGUGGUCUUGGUUGCAGAUCCUAAAACCGUUCAUGAGGAACCAGUUCAGAGUGUCCUACCAUCCCAGACUGUGAAAUUGGAGCCUGAGGACAAAUGGUACCUGAAAUCACAGCACCUUGAGGAUUACCGAAACAAGUCGUCCCAGAGAAAUAAAAUAAAACCCAACCAGAGUGUCCAAAGGAGAGCUUUCUCGAGGAAUGAUGGCCAACCACCACCAGGAAGAGCAGCAGAACCGAAGUCUUGGCACCACAGGCACCGCCAAAUACCAGAGUUUCAGACUGCUCCCAUGCAGGCAGUGGAGGAAGACAACAGCAGCGUACUUCAGCAUGACAGUAUUUCAGAUAUUUGCUUGAAUAACUUCCCAAAUUCAAGACAUUUUGCUAACCAGGAUCCCACACCUACCUAUCCUUUGCAUCCAACAUUACGUAAACUUAACCCAGCAGAGGUUAUAUCUGCAGUAUGUACCAACAAGAGGAACAAGAAAUAUCAGCGUGGUUCUCCAAAUGGACAUCGACAUGACCAGCAGCAUUUAUACAACCAUGCCACUGGCCAGCUUUUUGCAAGAGAUAACCGUUCCAAUGGUGCACAUCCAAAUCAGAGGAAUAUUUCAUCUACUUUUAAUGCCAAGUUUCAAGAAUUGGUGAAGGAUCAAGUAUCGCUUCGGCGUUGCAAGAAACACAGUUAUGCAGAUAAAAGGUAUCAGAACUAUGCUAUCAGUAGUUUAUGGCCUUCUCAAUCUUCUGUUCACGGUUCACCCACAGCCCUUUGUACAGCCUCCCAGUUUACACAGCUGAUGGAGCAGCAUCACCAAGAAAUCACUCAUUUGGCAGAAAAUCACUUAGCUGACAGACACGUGGUCAGCCGACUUCCACCUAUCGUCCCACAGACAGAAAGUGGUUCAGAGAGUGAUGAAGGACAUCAAGUGGAAAUAAGGCAAAGCGGCUCAGAAGAAUAUCUCCUGCAAGUGGAAAAGCAAAAACAGCGUAAGGUCAGAAAGAAGCUGUCUAGCUCCAAAACCUACGCAAAUCUGAAUGUGAAGCUUGGAGGCCUUGGACCCGACUAUGAAACAAUCAAAGAGAAAAAAGAGAAGUUGAAGCAACAAAAGGAGUAUGCACGGCAAAUUAAGGAACACAAUAUGAAAAGCAUUGCUUUGGUUCAGAGGUUACCUACUAAACCCCAGGUUGCAUCUUCGGUGUCAAGACGAAAGGCACUGGAAUAUGCAAAGAAGAUUCCUAAACCAAAGACUUUCACUGCAAGACAAUCAAGUGGAGAUGCAAAAAAGGAAAGAGUUCUGCCACAGACUUUAAAUGGAGACAGUUUACCUCAAAUUGCAUCCUUGGAAGCUCUGCAAAGUAGACACGAGAAAGAGAAGCAAGUUCUAGCUGCUCUCAGAAGCCUUCAUUUCUUAAAAGUGCCUUUUUGUAAUGGGAGGAGAGAGAGGGCAAAAAAGAAACAUUCAAGUCUCCUUGAAGGAGGCUUACAAUGGCAAGGCAAAGCUCAGGUGAUGCCGGAGGGAAGCCAGCGGUGCCGCGGGGCCCCCGACCCCCUCAGAGGCAUCGCUGCCUUCACCCGCCGGGGAGGGGGCUCCCUCCGCAUCAACACCUUCCCAAAACGUGACCCGCCCCCCUUCCCUCUGGGCUCCGGCAUUACUCAAGGCUGGGGA